GUGGACCCUACCGCAGAGUGUCGCCACCCCUCUCCCCUUCACAAGUACUGCUCCGCUUAUCGCAGCAGGGCGAGUCCGAGAGAUGCAGGCACAAGAAAUGGCUUCAGACAGCAGAGGAGAUAAGCAAAGUUCUGUUAGAAGAGUUGCUGUUGUUGGUGCCGGUGUUAGUGGCCUUGCAGCAGCAUACAAGUUGAAAUUACACGGCUUGAAUGUCACAGUAUUUGAAGCCGAAGGAAGAGCUGGAGGGAAGUUGAAAAGCAAAUCACAAGAUGGUCUAAUAUGGGAUGAGGGGGCGAAUACUAUGACAGAGGUUGAGACCGAGGUUAAAUAUUUGAUCGAUAAUCUUGGGCUUCGUGGAAAGCAACAAUUGCCAAUUUCACAGAAGAAACGAUAUAUUGCAAGAGAUGGAGUGCCUAUACUGAUACCUUUGAAUCCCAUUGCACUUGUCAGAAGCAGUUUUCUCUCUGCACAAUCUAAGUUUCAGAUAAUGAUGGAGCCAUUUAAGUGGAAGAAAGCAAUUGAGUCUGAUACAGAAGAAAGUGUGGGUGGAUUCUUUCAACGUCAUUUUGGCAAAGAGGUCGUUGACUAUCUGGUUGACCCAUUUGUUGCUGGAACAAAUGCUACAGAUCCCGAUUCCCUUUCUAUACGAUAUACGUUUCCAGACUUGUGGAACAUAGAGAAAAAGUUUGGUUCGAUCAUAGUCGGAGCAAUUCUAUCUAAGUUAUCUGCCAGAAGGGAAAAGAGUGGUGCACUGAGGAGUUCCUCAACAAAUAAAAAGCAGCAGCGCGGUUCUUUUUCUUUUUUGGGUGGAAUGCAGACACUCACAGAUGCUUUGUGCAAACAACUUAGCAAGGAUGAACUCAAACUACAAUCAAAGGUGCUGGAAUUAUCAUAUAGCUGCAGUGGAAACUCUUUAUCAGAGAACUGGUCACUUUCUUAUGCUCCAAUAUAUACUAACCAAUUAGAAGAGCAAUCUUUUGAUGCAGUAAUCAUGACGGCCCCUCUUGGUAAUGUUAAAGAGAUGAAGAUUACAAAACAAGGAAGACCAUUUCUGCUCAACUUUCUCCCUCAGGUGAAUUAUGUACCACUUUCUGUAAUAAUCACCACGUUCAAAAAGGAGGAUGUCAGGAGACCCCUUGAGGGAUUUGGAGUUCUUGUUCCUACCAAAGAACAAAGAAAUGGCUUAAAAACUCUGGGUACUCUCUUCUCUUCUAUGAUGUUUCCAGAUCGUGCCCCCAGUGACUUGUACCUUUAUACUACCUUUGUUGGGGGGACUCGAAACAAAGAACUUGCAAAAGCUUCAACGGAAGAGUUAACACAGAUUGUAACUUCUGACCUUAGGCAACUACUGGGAGUAGAGGGAGAACCGACAUUCGUGAAUCACUUCUAUUGGAGUAAAGCUUUUCCCCUGUAUGGACGUAACUAUGAUGCAGUUCUACAAGCAAUUGACAAGAUGGAACAAGACCUUCCAGGACUUUUUUAUGCAGGUAAUCAUAGAGGAGGACUGUCUGUUGGCAAAGCAAUAUCCUCUGGGUGCAGAGCAGCUGAUCUUGUAAUCUCAUGUCUGGAGUCUUCUUCCAUGUCCAGGGAGGGCUGAGAACCUAGAAAGGAAUUGGCUUGCAGAUACUGAGAACAGUUGAUCUUUUGUGUCAGGGCAGAUAGAUCCAGGCAUGCCAUGACCAGGUGAUUGCUGUAAUAUCUAGAGAAGCCUUUACUAGAAUGAGCAAACUCUAAAGUAGCAAAAUACAAGUAUUAUCUCUUUAAUUACCCAUUCCUUCUCUAUCCUGAGCCCUAAUUGCAUCAAAUAUAUUACUACUUCAGCAGCCAA
Molecule: messenger RNA, 1828 nt
Organism: Diospyros lotus (date-plum)
Lineage: Eukaryota; Viridiplantae; Streptophyta; Magnoliopsida; Ericales; Ebenaceae
Product: protoporphyrinogen oxidase, mitochondrial
Exons: 19
Coding region: 83-1597 (504 amino acids)
Biological process (GO): heme biosynthetic process
Cellular component (GO): mitochondrial inner membrane
Molecular function (GO): protoporphyrinogen oxidase activity, oxygen as acceptor
Source: RefSeq, a predicted model, not a curated record